GUUUGACUUGUACGCGUCAGUUUGGAAAGUUGUCCUUUCCGCUUGUUUCAUAUGAGAAGUCCUGUAUUUUGUAUGGACUGAUAGUUUCGAAGAUGCUUCAGAGCUCAAACCGUUUUACAGGCGUUGUGUGACUGCAAUGUAGCCAUGGCCCUGAAGGACAGUUGGCAAACCUGAGGAGAAAAUAUUAAUAACCGCCUGGUGUCAGGUCUCAGCAGUUUUAGCAAUGGUUUACCUGGCCCAGUCAGUCCAUCAGCAGUUUGCGGGUCUGGUGCUUGGGUUUAUAGGAUGGAUAAUGAUGGCCUCUAUUUCUGGGGUGAACGACUGGAGGAUAUGGACUGUGGACAAUCAGACGGUCAUCACUGGAGGAUUGGCCUGGGUGGGCGUGUGGAGGGCCUGUUUCAACAGCCACAUUUUGGACUCGGCUGAGAUCUGCAAAAGCAUCGGCCUUACAGAUUCAUUCACUCCUCCAGAGAUAGCAGCUGCACAGGUACUUUGCAUGACCGCUAUUGGCGUGGGGGUAGUCGCAAACCUAUUGGCGGGAUAUGCGGUGAGAAAUGCAUUAUUUGGGGUUGACGGCGGGCAUGUCAGAUUGGCCUUUGUGAUAGCGGGUUCCUUGUACUGGCUAACUGCAGCGUGUUCUCUGGUCCCUGUCAUUUGGAAUAUGAGUUCUGUGCUGGCAAAUCGCACUAUAGAAUUCCCACCUGACUUCUAUUUGCCUUCUGCUCCAGUAAAACAGGACGUGGGUCCAGGGAUUGGGUUUGGGAUCAGCUCAGCUUGCCUACUCAUUGUAAGUGGGCUACUAUUAAUGUGCUACAGGCAUCCCGAAACCAAGAUGCCUGAGAGUGGAGAAACUGGACAUUUUGACAAAAAUCUAAGGGAUGAAGGCUUUCUUGGUGUAAUUAAUGAGAGUAUGGAUGAGGGGAUGAUCAACCCAGCAUUUGAUAUGGAGAAUCUUUAAUAAUAAUAUCCAUCGCUCUGUGGAAGGACAUUGAAGGCUCUACAUACAAUUUCUCAAGAAUUUUGACUAUUUAAGGUAAAUUUGUAUAUCUGAGUUUAUCAAAUAUUAUAAUAAAUUAUUUAAUUACUAAAGUGACUGAGUGAACAGGAAUAUAGGCAACACUGAACUUUGAGGCCAUCUUAUUGGUAUCAAAUUGUUAAUAUGAGAAAUCCUUUAACACUGGACUUUUUCGUAUAUUCUUGUUACAUAAUGUGCAGGACACACAACACUGUAUCUGAGAUCUGUGCAACAAAAUACUCUCCUAAAUGUCUGUAAUGUAAGCUAUAUAGCCUACUUUAUGUUAAUUGUAUAUGUAUGUAUACAUUUACCACAGUUUGAAAGUUUGGGGUCAGAAAGAUUUGUUAAUGUUUUUAAAGUCCCCCUGUGGUGAAAAUCAAGUUUUUAAUGUUGUUUAUAUGUCUAUCUGGUGUUUUUAACAUGCUUUAAGACAAACCAUGUGCAAAUUCAUAAGUCAACACCAUUGCUAAAUAUAUUCUCUUCAAAACUGCAGUGAUCUAAAGACAGUCUCAAACCCACGGUUUGAAAUCGCUGGUGUUUCUGACAUCACAAACUACCUUGUAACCAAUCACGUCAACGUGCCAGUGGGCUUUAGCAUAUUAUUAACUGACAGCACAAGGGAGUCUCAAAAGAAGGUUAUCCCGGUAUAUUUUUCUGUUGAUAUAAAAAAUCGGGUAGAUUUAGCAAUAUGGCGGGUGUAUGAUACAUAUCACUAUGUUAUGAUGAACUAUAUGCCUUUCUCCACUAACGUUCUGAGUUGUUCAAAGUGUUUCUAAGGAUACUGAUUGUUAUAAGGCAGCUGUCGCAAAUGUGAACAUUGUUUGUGUAACAUUAGCAACACAUUAUUAGCUGUUUGAUAACGUAGUCAAGCAAAACGCUACUUCUGUCAGGAUCACUAUCGUCAAAGAUGACUGGCAGUUAGCAUACAGUUUGGAUUGGCGAUAUGGUUCUGUUCUGGACAAAAAGAGUGCGAGUGAGUGGAGGCGGGGCUAAUUAUCAUAUUCAUAGAUCCAUGUAUAUUAAAUGAGGCAAGGGUGUAGAGUUACAUUCAAGCUAUAUUAAGGCAUUAAGAACUUUUUUUUCACAGGAAAAAACAUUUAAAUAUGUAAUUUUGGUGAUAUAAGAUGAGUUUUAAGGGAUAAAAUUAUUGACUACAGGGGGACUUUAAAAGAAGUCAAAUAAAUGCUCACCAACACUGCAUUUAUUUGAUGAAAAGUUUAGUAAAAACAGUAUUAUUAUGAAAUGUAAUUUUAAAAGAAGUUUUCUAUUUUAAUAUGUUUAAAAAUGUAAUUUAUUCCUGUGAUGGCAAAGCUGAAUUUUCAGCAUCAUGAAUCCAGUCUUCAGUGUCACAUGGUCCUUCAGAAAUCAUUCUAAUAUGCUGAUUUUCUGCUCAAGAAAUAUUUCUUAUUAUCACAGUUGAAAAUAGUUGCUCAAUAUUUUUGUGGAAAUUGCAAUACUUUUUUGUAUUCUUUGAUGAGCUGCGUUUAUUUGAAAUAUAAUUUUUUAUAAGUCUAAAAGUCCUUACUGACACUUUUGAUCAAUUGUGUCCUUGCUGAAUAAAAUGAAUUAUCAUUAUUUUUAAAAAAAUCUUAUUGACCCCAAACUUUUGAAUAUUGUGUGUGUAUAUGAAGAUAAUGUAUGUAAAAUGCUAAUUUAUUCAUCUCAGUGUUUUAGAGUGAAAGUAAUGAUCACUGGACCCAAUAUGAUAAAAAAAAAAAAAUUGAGUAAUGCUAUACAAGCUAUUUUCCAUUGUUGUUCAGACAGUGCUUACCUAGAUACAUUCACAUGCCACCAAAAGCUGUUAACGCAAAAUCUUGAAUUUGAUUUUAGAUAUGAUUCAGCUGACUAAGUGUGGAUCUUUGAGCAGGGACAAGGUGAUUUCAGAGGAAAUAACCCCUGCCAUGCAGUGGAAUGAACUUUACUGUGAUUUCUCAGCUUGAUACUUGCCCUACUACUUUGCCCUUAUUGUUUUUCUACACCCCCCAUGGGCUUUGAGUUUGUUACUUGCCAACAUUUAAUCUUGUUAAAAUUGAACAUUAAUUUUGACAAAUCCCACUGGAUAGUACAUGAUUUUCUACUGUUAUAAAACCACAUAAUCCCCCUGAUAAUUCGACAAAGGGAAAUAAUUUCUUGCCAAUUAAAGUUGCUUUUAUUUUUUGUGUGUUGGUUCACAAGUCCGUCGAGGUCCCUUUAUGAGUUUUGAUGAUUUAUCCAUCUAAAACACUCAUAAAUGUACACACAAGAAUAUGUGUUAAGUUUCAAUAGAAUUGUGGCUUGAGAACACCAGAGAAUUUGUCUUCCAGGAUGGAAUCCCAGGGACAUUGGCAAUUUGACGUGCAUUGUUCUGAGGAAGAGGUGAAAGAAACAUCCUGACAGAGAAGAGCCAAGACCCCAUACUGAGAAGAAUGCAUUGUCUUAGGGAGGGUAUAACACAAACACAUUUCUGCUCUCAUGUGACCAAGAUUGGGGUAUGAUAUUGGUGGAAAUAAACAAGCUUUCGUGGACCUCAGUAUAAAACCUCCUUUACAACAGUUUAUUAGUAUUCUAGCAGACAAAAAAACGGCCUGUGCCUCAAAAGGAUGGAAGAAUGGUAUCAAAACAAUAGAGACUCUUUUCUGAAAACCCGGCUCUGAUUGUGCAGCCAUGUGACAUUAACACUUCUCAUAUUAUCACACAUACUGUGAUAAGAAAGUAAAGCCAGAGGUUAAGUCCAAUGAACAUGACAACAUCCUCAUAUCAGAGUUCAGCAUAAUCAUGACAGAUAAAACAAUAUGCUGGAGGAGUGCUGUUUUUGAGAGGUAGUCUCGCACCGGACUACCUCUCAAAAAUGUUUUCAGUAUAUGAGCCUAGAAUGACUAAUUCUUCUCUUUUAGCUGUACCACAAAGUAGAGCUAAAAUGUUUGGUAGUGUUGCUUUCAGCCAUUAUGCUCCACACCGCUGGAACAACCUUUCUGGCUUUAGUCUGGCUUUCUUGUAAUGUCUUAUAACACUAAACCCUCAAAUCUCAUGAUUUUAUUACCUGUUUAUAAUCUACUUUUGGGUCUUUUUUAAUUUGUUAUUUUUAAACCUAGUGUCAAUCACUUGUUCUUUCCUGUAAAGCACUUUGAACUGCAUUGAUUUGUUUGGAAACAUGCUUUAUAAAUGUAUAUAUAAAUACAUGAGCGAUUGAUUGAUUUUUAUUUGAGGAUUUAAAAAAUAUAUGUUCAUCAGUG
Molecule: messenger RNA, 4227 nt
Organism: Ctenopharyngodon idella (grass carp)
Lineage: Eukaryota; Metazoa; Chordata; Actinopteri; Cypriniformes; Xenocyprididae
Gene: cldn34a
Product: claudin 34a
Exons: 2
Coding region: 224-958 (244 amino acids)
Biological process (GO): bicellular tight junction assembly; cell adhesion
Cellular component (GO): bicellular tight junction; plasma membrane
Molecular function (GO): structural molecule activity
Source: RefSeq, a predicted model, not a curated record